Amphiprion ocellaris (clown anemonefish) is the source of this 2345-nucleotide messenger RNA. It is a transcript of the gene oxct1a, whose product is annotated as 3-oxoacid CoA transferase 1a. Gene Ontology annotation, cellular component: mitochondrion. Bases 114 to 1697 code for a protein of 527 amino acids. Gene Ontology annotation, biological process: ketone body catabolic process. The transcript has 17 exons. Lineage: Eukaryota; Metazoa; Chordata; Actinopteri; Pomacentridae. Gene Ontology annotation, molecular function: succinyl-CoA:3-oxo-acid CoA-transferase activity. The record is from RefSeq and is a predicted model, not a curated record.
CAAUGUCAUCGUGACGUUCAGCUAGCUACCGUUCAUCUCGAUAAGGACGUUCACCGGCUGGAGCGUCUCUUCACUGACUCGUCCAUCAUCCACCAGCGUGUGGUUCCAAAAACAUGGCGGCUCUCAAAGCUUUGUACAGAGCGGAGACUGUGCUCUUCAAAAACCUACCAGGUCCCCGCAGAGCCAAAGUAAACUUGGCUAGCCACCAGGUCAGCAAGACCUGUGGCUGUUUCUUUUCCACUUCCAACCAGAGAAGUUCACAGUUCUACUCAGAUCCUGUAGAUGCAGUGAAAGAUAUCCCUGCUGGAGCUACCAUUCUGGUGGGAGGUUUCGGAUUAUGUGGUAUACCAGAGAAUCUUAUCAACAGUUUACUGAAGACUGGUGUUAAAGGUGUCACUGCUGUCAGUAACAAUGCUGGAGUGGAUAACUUCGGCCUUGGCCUGCUGCUGCAGACUAAGCAGAUCAAGAGGAUGAUCUCCUCAUAUGUUGGAGAGAAUGCAGAGUUUGAGCGACAGUAUUUGGCUGGAGAGCUGGAAGUGGAACUAACGCCACAGGGUACUCUUGCUGAGAGGAUCAGGGCUGGGGGUGCUGGGGUUCCAGCCUUCUUCACUGCCACUGGCUACGGUACUCUGAUCCAAGAGGGAGGCUCUCCUAUUAAGUACAACAAAGAUGGCAGCAUUGCCAUUGCUAGUGAGAAGAGAGAGGUACGAGAGUUCAAUGGAAGGCACUAUGUCAUGGAAAAGGCCAUCACUGGAGAUUUUGCCCUGAUCAAGGCAUGGAAGGCUGACAAGGCAGGAAACAUUGUUUUCAGGAAAACAGCCAGGAACUUCAACCAGCCCAUGUGUAAAGCAGCCAAAACCACCAUAGUUGAGGUGGAGGAGGUGGUGGAUGUUGGAACUUUUGCUGAAGAGGACAUCCACAUACCCAGCAUCUAUGUCCACAGGAUCGUCCAGGGAGCCAGCUACGAGAAAAGGAUUGAGAAACGCACAGUAAAGAAAAGCCAAGAAGACAAGCCUAAACCAAAGAAGGAUUCAGAUAUUGUUCGAGAAAGGAUCAUUCGCAGGGCUGCUCUGGAGUUUGAGGAUGGAAUGUAUGCUAAUCUUGGUAUUGGUAUCCCCAUGCUGGCCAGCAACUUUAUAAAACCUGACAUCACAGUACACCUCCAAAGUGAAAAUGGAAUUUUGGGACUGGGGCCAUACCCCACUGAGGAUGCAGUGGAUGCAGACCUCAUUAAUGCCGGGAAGGAGACUGUCACGGUGCUCCCUGGGGCUGCUUAUUUCUCCAGUGAUGAGUCAUUUGCCAUGAUCCGAGGGGGUCACAUCAACCUGACAAUGCUUGGAGCCAUGCAGGUGUCAAAAUAUGGUGAUCUAGCCAACUGGAUGAUCCCAGGUAAGAUGGUCAAGGGAAUGGGCGGAGCCAUGGAUUUGGUGGCUAGCGCAGGAACCAAGGUGGUGGUCACCAUGGAGCACUCAGCUAAGGGAGGAAAGCACAAGAUUUUGGACAAAUGCAAGCUGCCUUUGACAGGGAAACAGUGUGUGGACCGGAUCAUCACAGAAAAGGCUGUGUUUGAUGUGGAUAAGACAAAAGGCUUGACACUGAUAGAAAUUUGGGAGGGGCUUACUCCUGAGGAUAUCAAGGCAUGCACUGGCACAGAUUUCGAGGUGUCUCCCAACCUCAGGCCCAUGCAACAGAUUUAGAGGAGCUUCCAAUGAAUCUGAGAUGUGUUGGGUUUUUUUUCCUCAUUUGUGUCCCUUCAUGUGUUAGUGAUAAAUAGCUAGUGAUUUAGCAGGCUGAGAUGGGUCAAAUAAGAAAAUGAUAUUAAAACUGGCCUCAUUCUUUGUACGUCUUCCAGGGAAAACGCGACUUUGCUUGUAUUUGAACAGAAAUGGCACAAUAGCUCACCUGAAUCACACUUACUGUAAGAUAGCAAGUUACUGUAAUAAUGUACAACCUACAUGUGAUAAAUAUAGGACACAAGUGUACGAUAAGUCAAAUGAUUUCAACAUUCAUCACAGAAGGGAAUAUGUAUGUGGUUGCUUAAACUUGUGCUAUGCCAAGUAACAAAAAAGGUCUUAACAUUAUGGAUCCAUUGUAAGAUAUCAUUUUGUUUUUCUUCUCUUGGGAAAAAAAGGAGGUGUAGUAAUGUGGAUCUGACUGAGAUAUGUUUGUAACUAUCACCACCUAAAGGUCAACCUGUCUCUUAUUCUCUCAGCUCCCUAUAUUGUUGGUGUAUUGUUGGUAUAUUGAUCAAAUUAGCUAGGAAACAUCAAUUGAACUCAGGCAUUUGCUUUUCUUCUGCAUUUGUACAUACAAUAAAAUACAACAUGGUAUGCAGAGUGAAACAA